Molecule: messenger RNA, 257 nt
Organism: Perkinsus marinus ATCC 50983
Lineage: Eukaryota; Perkinsozoa; Perkinsida; Perkinsidae
Exons: 1
Source: RefSeq, a predicted model, not a curated record
AUGAGGUGUUUUUCUGCUGCUCUGUCAGGCUCCAAGUGCGACAAGCUCCAUUACACUGCUCCUAUAAGGCAGCAACUGAAGAGAGAAUCUUCCGACGAUUCGGCCGGUGACAACAACAACAGCAAUCAACAACAGCAGCAGGCAGGAGAGGGUGCUAACCCGAGGAAGAAGGCCAAGGGCCUAAGCAAGGCAGAGAUCGAGCGGAAGUUGGAUGAGGAAUGCAUAUUAGCAUGGGAAGCAGGGAAACUCAUGAAAAU